Molecule: messenger RNA, 1911 nt
Organism: Neomonachus schauinslandi (Hawaiian monk seal)
Lineage: Eukaryota; Metazoa; Chordata; Mammalia; Carnivora; Phocidae
Gene: IQANK1
Product: IQ motif and ankyrin repeat containing 1
Biological process (GO): regulation of barbed-end actin filament capping
Cellular component (GO): nucleus; cytoplasm
Molecular function (GO): protein binding
Source: RefSeq, a predicted model, not a curated record
AUGGCCUGUUUCCGUGGGGCCACCACGCCGUCGCCGUGCUGUCCGCUACAGUCUGUCCCGCCGAGCGUGGUCAGCGCUCCUGAGGCUCCCUCUUCUGAGUCCCAGUGGGCUGGACCGGCUGCGGAGGACCGAGCCGCCACCGUCAUCCAGCGCGCCUUCCGGCAGCUCCUGGCCAGGAAGGAGCUGGCCCGCCGCCAGCGGGCGCACCAGGACCACCAGCGGCAGAGGGAGGCCUUCAUGGCCCUGGUGCGGAGGGAGCAGGAGGCAGCGCGGCGGCGGCGGGAGGCGGAGGAGGCGGCCGAGCGGCGGCGGCGGGCGGAGAAGCAGCGCGGGGCCGGGCUGCGGGAGGCGGCCUUCGACGGCGACGUGGGCGAAAUCCAGGCGGUCCCGCGGCAGGCGGCCGAGCGGCUGACUCGCGGGGGCGUGGGCCACGACGAGGCGGGGGCUGCGCGGCGGCGGCGGCAGCGCGUGCCCCUGGUGGAGAGCGAGGACUGCAGCGGGAACACGCCGCCGUCGGAGGCGGCGGCCGGCGGGCAGCCCCUGGCCAUCCAGCUGCUGGCCGAGCAGGGCGCCAGCCCCAACAGCAAGGGCGCCUUCGGCCGGACGCCGCAGUACCGAGCAGUUUUCGGGGGGCACCUGGAAGCCGUGGAGGUGCUGCUGAAGCUCGGAGCCGACCCCCGGGUGUACGCGGAUGACGGUAGCCCGCCGGAGCAGGUGGCCUCCCUGGACACCGUGGCUGGUGUGCUGCGGUCGUGGGACCUGAGCCUCACGGAGGCCAUGCUCCAGAACAUGGAGGCCGAGCCGCAGCGCCGGGCCCAGGAGGCGGCAGAGGCCAAGCGGUGCGGCGGGGGGCUGGGGGGGGGCAGGGAGGGCCUCUGGACCGGGCCACCCCCCCCCCAGCAUGAACCUCAACGUCCCGCAGUUGGCAAGGGCACAGCAGCAGCGCACACACAGGUGAGCGGCCCCCUGGUGCAGGGACGGGGGUGGGGACAGGCAGGCUGGCCCUGGCCUCAGAGGGAUGGAGCGGGUCUGGAGGGCAGCAGGCCAGGCCGGCCCGGUCCCCGCGCCCAGCUGCAGCAGGCCUACUGUGAGCUCGCCGGAGGAUUGCCGAGCGCGGAGUGUGGGCCGAGCUGCCCAGGCCGGGCUGAGCUCGCCCUGCAGGCCAUCAGGGACGCAGAGACCCAAGUGGACCGGCUUUGGCUGGAGGCCCGGAAGGCCGAGGAGACGCUGGCCAUGGCCAGGCUAGAGCUGCGGGAGCAGACCCAGGAGGGGGAGGAGGUGGUGCGCGGGCUGAAAUGCCGGGUCACCGAGCUGCACGACGUCCUAAUGAAGGAUGUGGGCAACCACAUCUGCGCCGAUGGCCGGUGGCCUCUUGUCAUCGACCCUUAGGGCCAGGCAGCCACCUUCCUGCGCUACCAGGACACCAACUACGUGGACGCAGUGAACCCCGCGCACCUGCGGCCGGACAGGAUCUGGCUGGCGCUGCUGGGGGCGCUCAGGUACGGGAAGCCGCUGGUGUUCUACUUGCGCGAGGCGGACCUGCUCCCUGUGGUGCGGAGGCAGCUGGAGGCCCUGCGGCCGGGGCUGGCGCGGGAGCUGCUGAGCCAGGGGCUCCUGGAGCGGGAGGGCUACCUGUCGCUGCUGCGGCCUGCCCACGAGCCUGAGUACAGCCCCUCGCGCUUGCAGGCGCCGCGCCUGGGGCACUUCCGCGUCAUCUUCGUCACCAAGGCCCAGCGGCCACCGGCCAAGCAGCUGCAGCUCCCUGUGUGGGUGCUGCGCCCCCUGGGGACCCCUAGGGCCGAGCCCCAAUAAAGCUUGGGCCGCCGGCCUCGGGGCCUGGGACUGCCUGCGUCCUGUGUGCACGCACCAAGUGGGGAGCAGGGCACGGGGGCCCAGCCUUGUGGGGGGGGC